ACUCGAUCGCGGUCAUAAAGUCACGAGAGAGCUAUCCUGCCGCGCCUAUUUUACUCUUACUUGAGUCGAGACACUCGUCUUCUUCGAGUAAUCGGCUUGCAGAAGCUAUCGUUAUUUUCUUGAAGAGUCGCUGAAAAUCCGAGAUUUCCAGACGUAAAAUGAUGCCUGCCAAAUUCAUCGUCUUCGCUCUACUUUUUGUCGCCUGCUCUUACGCCUCGCCUCUUAGAAUGGCAACCUUACACGGUUCCUCGCUGUUGGCCGUGCCAGUCUUCGUCGAAGACCUCGAUGAAACUCAGGCUGCGAUAGACGAAGAACCGAUAUCAAUAUAUCUAUUAAGCGACGAUUCUAAGAUUGCGGACGAAAGCAAAAAUGUCAUGAAUGUCAAAAAACGCAGCAUCGAGAAAACUGAUGCCGAUGACGACCUCGAAACUGCAGCUGGCACCAAUAUUCUACGUCCUCUCUUCGUCUACCGUCAGCAGGUCGCGUAUCGACAACGUGUCAGAAAUGCGAUUCGACGAGGAAGGCAAAUAUUAAUUUAAAAGGCACCAGGAAGAAUCGAUCUGUCAAGGAUUCAGCACGACGGCCAUUAUCUCAUUUCGGUAUUAUCAGGAAGGUAAUGCAUUCGAGAUAUUUAAAAAUGCUAACGAUCUUUCAAAUCCUAGAAGAUUGAAAAAGAAUCGAGCCUGCAUAUGACAAGAAAUAUCAUCUCAUGAGUUAAUGGAUAAUCACAUUAAUAUUUGAUAAGUGACAGAUGGACAGAUAAAAGGAGAUGGAUUAUAAUGAAAGAAAAAUGGAUGACUUGAUUAAAUUGCCUGGUCGAUAUAAUUCACAUAUAAAUUGAAAGAGGCACCAAACAAAGCCGGUGGGACUUAAAAAAAGAAUACAAAAGGGGAAAAAGUCGCCAAUGAGAGAAAGUUUUCGAAAAAAGCGGACGAACCUUUAAACGACAGUAUGAGGGAUAUUGAACUUUGUAGUAAUUACGCUAAAAGGUUGUGGACCUUGUUGUUUUGGCGUACAUUAACGGCAAGAAUUAACAGAUGCGCUGACUCAACGAGACCUUUUUUUCAACGAUGUCGGAACUACAAAGGCGACUGGGAAACCCAGGAAAGCAUUUAGCUAUUUUAUGAUCACAUAUGAUCUCUUGUAUAAAUUGUAAAUUUAAGUUAGAUUAUAAUUGAGUCUUUUAAAUAGCUGAUAAGUUGCAUUUUCUUUUAAUUUUAUGUAUAUAAGUCGAUUACUAAUUUAAAUGAUAUUGAAAAGGCUGGUUACCAAAGUUGCAUUGCAGAAUGGUGCAAUUGAAUUUAUAAUUUACUUGAAUGUAUAUAUACGAGAACGUUACAUUGUGAUACGAUUUCUUCGAUGAGAAAUGUGCAAUAAAGCGAAAAUACGUGUAUAAAAUUUUAUAGAAAUACAAAACACGUUGUUUAUAAA
Nylanderia fulva is the source of this 1431-nucleotide messenger RNA. RefSeq lists its product as uncharacterized. NCBI's taxonomy places the organism in Eukaryota, Metazoa, Arthropoda, Insecta, Hymenoptera, Formicidae. The record is from RefSeq and is a predicted model, not a curated record.